Messenger RNA from Fonsecaea multimorphosa CBS 102226, 2976 nucleotides. RefSeq lists its product as uncharacterized. Bases 1 to 2976 code for a protein of 991 amino acids. NCBI's taxonomy places the organism in Eukaryota, Fungi, Ascomycota, Eurotiomycetes, Chaetothyriales, Herpotrichiellaceae. The record is from RefSeq and is a predicted model, not a curated record. Gene Ontology annotation, molecular function: protein binding; oxidoreductase activity. The transcript has a single exon.
AUGGAAGACGACUCGGACGAUGCUUCAUCAAGCGGCCCAGCCUCAGUUUUACGAAGUCUGCAGCUUGAAAGCGAGAACCGAGACUCUCCCAAUAGCUCCAUGACCUCGGGCUCAGUCACCUCUUCGACCGCAGAACAAAAGACUAAAAUCACGCUCAAGAUGAAAGCCGAAUCGGAAAACUCGAACAAUGUAAGCCCGUACAUGUUCUUGAAAGCCUCGACCACCUGCCGGCCCAAAUCAUCUAUUCCUCCGAGGCUAUCCCCUUCCGAAUAUGCCAAUCAGUGUGUGGCAGCCGCCGAAGCCUCGAGGCUCGACCCGUUUGCCUUGCACGAAGAUGAGCAUAGGUUGUUGCAAGACAAGUUGUGUUACUCUCACGUCACAGUAUAUUUGAAUAUACGGAAUGGCAUUCUCAGGUUGUGGACUCGAAAUCCAAGCGUGAGCGUCACCCUUGAUGAAGCUAUCGGUUGUGCAAGAGAUGAGAGAUGGACCCGUCUUGCUUGUUUUGCAUACGAGUGGCUUGUGCGCCGAGGCUACAUCAAUUUCGGAUGUGUCGAGCCACCUUUCCUCAGCCGAAGUGUUGGCCGUGGCCGUAAGAAGGAAGCAUCACGAGAGACCAUUGUAGUCAUUGGCGGUGGCAUGGCUGGACUCAGUACCGCACGCCAGCUCACCAACCUGUUUCGGCACUAUCCUGAUCGUGCUGCUCCAAGGAUCAUUGUCCUGGAAGGCCGUGACAGAAUUGGUGGGCGAAUUUACUCACAUCCACUUACCAGCAUGCGAUCUUCCAGGCUCGCCCCUCAUCAGAGGCCUACGGCUGAGAUGGGCGCACACAUCAUUGUCGGCUUCGAACGUGGCAAUCCUCUCGACCCUAUAAUUCGUGGGCAGCUUGCUCUCGAAUACCACCUCCUGCGAGACCUCUCCACCCUCUAUGACAUUGAUGGCACGCCUGUCAACGGUGUGAAUGAUGCAAUGAUUGAAAGAUUAUACAAUGACAUUCUCGAGCGUACCGGUCAUUACCGGCUCAAGCACACUGUCAAGAGAACUGCGCCAGGUGACAAAGAUUUGAUUGAAGCGGGACGUGAUCCUCCAGACGAGGACGGAAUCACCAUCAAACAGUUUGAAGAAGCUACUGCACUGGGCACAAUUGAUCAGCUCUUGCCAAAUAAGAAGUCCAAAAGACGUGGCGCAGGCCAUAGAGCUGCAAAGGGAGACAAAUCCUCAGAAGAAGUGGAUACAAGCAUGGAAACCAAAAUGCAACUUCCCGCGGCUCAAGCAGCCAAGGAGUUUGGGUUCCUGUUACGAAAGACAACACAAAUGCAUGAAACGCUCGAGCUAGAUGGCCUUGCCUCGCAGCUCAACCAAUCUUUGGGCGCUGUCAUGAAUACUGGUGUUGACCAGUACCAGAAAUUUCUCGACCUCAAGCCCUAUGCUCUGCGGCUGAUCAACUGGCAUUUUGCGAACCUUGAAUACGCAAACGCAGCAAAUGUUGACAAAUUGAGCCUCCGUGGUUGGGAUCAGGACAUUGGCAACGAGUUCGAAGGAGAACAUGCUCAAGUCGUCGGUGGUUAUCAGCAGGUCCCACGUGCAUUAUGGCGCCAUCCAGAGCCACUCGAUGUGCGAACAAGGAAGCCCGUCAAGAGCAUUCGAUACAGCGCCGUGGGCUCGCAGGCGAAAGCUACCAUCACUUGUGAGGAUGGGCAAUCUAUCGAAGCGGACAAGAUCGUGUUCGCUGCUCCACUUGGAGUGCUGAAAGACCAAUCAAUUCAAUUUGAUCCACCUCUGCCUCAAUGGAAGCGCGAUGCCAUUAGAAGGAUGGGUUUUGGCUUACUCAACAAAGUCAUCCUAGUAUUCGAGAAGCCCUUCUGGGAUGUCGGCAGAGACAUGUUUGGUCUCCUGCGAGCUCCUCGUAACGGACAGGGCACCCACCAGAGAGACUACAAAGAAGGCCGUGGUCAGUUCUACCUGUUCUGGAACUGCAUCGACACAAGUGGGCUUCCCGUCCUGAUUGCUUUGAUGGCCGGCGAGGCGGCACACGAGGCCGAAAAGCUCAGCGACGAGAUUCUUGUUGGACAAUGCCUUGAUCAACUACGCAACGUUUUCGGCCCUGCAAAUGUUCCAAUGCCUAUGGAGUCGAUUGUCACUCGCUGGGGAUCGGAUCGUUUCGCUCGAGGGACUUAUUCUUAUGUCGCAGCUGAAGCAAGACCUGGCGACUAUGACCUCAUUGCGGCGCCCAUACAAAAUCUUUUCUUUGCCGGCGAAGCAACGAUUGCAACUCAUCCAGCGACCGUUCACGGUGCAUAUUUGUCUGGUCUUCGCGCCGCGCACGAGGUCUUCGAAUCACUAGUGGGACCGAUAGCCAUUCCACCGACGCUCGUGCCCUCGGCCAGCGCAAAGAAACCGGCCGCUGCGGUCGAUUUAAAACUAAUGGAAACCCACAUGGCACAAGCCGGCAAAAGAAAAGGUGACGAACUGCUCCCUGCCGGCACCUUCACACGACCUGUAAAGGAGAAAGACAAUGCUCUGCAUGAAGCAUGGGACGCAGCCAUGUGGGUCCGGAUUUAUGAUGAUCUGGGCCCUCCACCGGUCAAACCAACCAAAGCCAAUGUGAAUUCUUUCCUGAUGUAUUCUGGAGAGCACUGGGAAGAGGUCAAGACCCGUCUUGCAGAAGAACGGAAGAAGAGCGGCAAGAAAACCAAGCAGUCCGAGCGUGAUCAGGUGCGAGUUGAGCUUGGGAGGAUGUGGGCUGCACUCUCAGAGGAAGAGAAGAAGCCAUACACUGACCGCACGAACAAGAAUCGCGAAGAAAACGAAAAGGCCAUGAGGGAAUGGUCUGUCAAGGCCGCAGAAUGGGAUCGACGCACGUGGGAAAUCAAAGACGUGUGGAUCAAGGAAGGCAAUAGUUUCGAAGAGUUUUGCAAGCGGAAACGGGAGGAUGAGGCGGCGAUGGACGCCGAAGCUGCAAAACGAGCAAAGGUCUGA